Messenger RNA from Lineus longissimus, 867 nucleotides. RefSeq lists its product as uncharacterized. The record is from RefSeq and is a predicted model, not a curated record. Lineage: Eukaryota; Metazoa; Nemertea; Pilidiophora; Heteronemertea; Lineidae. The transcript is spliced from 2 exons. Bases 1 to 867 code for a protein of 288 amino acids.
AUGGCGACGGACUCUAGCGAAUCAGAUACCGAAGAGAUUUUGCUUCUCUACGCCUUUCAUAGGCGCCAGAAGCGAAAAAGGAGACACGAUUACUGGGUUCACGAUCUUUGGAUGGACCGGGAAAAAUACGGGGAGUACCACCACCUCAUAAAGACCCUCUUCAGCUUUGAAGAUAAAUUCUUCCAAUAUUUCCGUAUGACAACAGCCCAAUUCCAUGAUCUCCACGACCUCAUCAGAGAUGAUAUAAGAAAAUUAACAACAUCCUUCCGCAAGCCCAUUGGUACAGAAGAACAACUAUCUAUUUGUCUAAGGUUCUUGGCAACAGGCGACUCGUACACCACAAUCUCAUUCAGCUUCAGAGUUGGAAUCAAGACGGUUUCGCGAAUCGUGAAUGAGACGUGUGAAGCAAUUUGGAAUCGUCUGCAGCCUAUUUUCAUGCCGCAACCCACACUUCAGCAAUGGGAGGAUAUUGCAGCAGGUUUCUGGUCCAAAUGGCAAUUUCCCAACUGCAUUGGCGCCAUUGACGGGAAACACGUCCUAAUAUUCGCACCAAAGAAUUCAGGAACGAAGUUCUUCAAGUACAAGAAGACAUUUUCCGUCGAUUUACUGGCUCUGGUGGACCACCGAUAUUGCUUCGUCGCGGUCGACAUAGGUUCGUUUGGUUCGAAUAGUGAUGGGGGCAUUUUCAAAAACAGCGCGUUUGGGGAGAAACUGGCACACGGAGAACUGGACAUUCCAGAGGACAAGGUUCUCCCAGGUGGUGAAGAACUGGGCAUCCCUCCUGUUCCACACGUGAUAGUGGGUGAUGAAGCCUUUCCUGCCCAAGAGCAUCUCGUUCGCCCGUUUCCAGGAAAGAACCUAUCGUAG